AUGGAGAACAAUCUCAAUCCUCACCAAGCUCCAAUGGCGGAUCAGCUUCCCUUCUCUCUCCCACCGUAUCCUCAGAUGAUUAUGGAAGCGAUUGAAGCAUGUGACGACGCGAACGGAAUCAACAAAACGGCGAUUGCGAAACACAUCGAGUCAACUCAGGUCGCUUUACCACCGUCACACACGACGCUCCUCAGCUACCAUCUCAACCAGAUGAAACAAUCAGGCCAGAUCGCGCUCGUCAAGAACAAUUACAUGAAACCAGAUCCAGAUGCACCGCCUAAGCGUGGCCGUGGUCGUCCUCCGAAAGCAAAACCUCAGGGAGAUUCAAGCCACGUGUCGAUCGUCCCAGAUCCGUCUGGUUCUCCGCCGAGGCCACGUGGUCGUCCUCCUAAAUCGAAGGAAGCUUCUACAUCGGAGACGGUGAAAGCGAAGGAACCACCGAGGGUUUCUGGUAGGCCGAGAGGAAGACCACCGAAGAAGGCGAAGACGGAAUCGGACACUGUUGAGGCAGCUACGGUGGCUGCUCCGGCGGCGAACGGUGAGCGUAGAGGACGCGGAAGGCCACCGAAGGUGAAACCAGUGAUGGUUCCUGUUGGUUGUUAG
Arabis nemorensis is the source of this 603-nucleotide messenger RNA. The record is from the annotation of a GenBank genome assembly. Lineage: Eukaryota; Viridiplantae; Streptophyta; Magnoliopsida; Brassicales; Brassicaceae.